Messenger RNA from Toxotes jaculatrix (banded archerfish), 2710 nucleotides. It is a transcript of the gene swap70a, whose product is annotated as switching B cell complex subunit SWAP70a. The record is from RefSeq and is a predicted model, not a curated record. Bases 215 to 1975 code for a protein of 586 amino acids. Gene Ontology annotation, cellular component: nucleus; cytoplasm. The transcript is spliced from 12 exons. Lineage: Eukaryota; Metazoa; Chordata; Actinopteri; Toxotidae.
GGAAAUUUACUUGUUAGGCGGCUCACAAAAAAAAUAAAUAAAUAAAUAACAGGAUUAAGUGCAGAAGCAAGAAGUGUUAUGUGGCGCUGACAUCACAGUUCCCUUUGCAGUUGUGUGUGAGAGGCGGACAGCUGAACCACAGACACGAACUGACUGACAGGCAAACGCGCACACAGCGAGCCACAGACCUCCUCCGGUGCUCCCGAGCGACAAGAUGUGGCUUCGAGAGGAGCUUUUGAAGGCCAUAUGGCACGCUUUCACGGCCCUGGACGUGGAUCAUCGUGGAAAAGUUUCCAAGUCUCAGUUAAAGGUGCUGUCCCACAACCUGUGCACAGUGUUGAAGAUCCCUCAUGACCCUGUGGCCCUCGAGGAGCAUUUUAAGGAUGAUGAUACAGGGCCUCUGUCCAACCAUGGCUACAUGCCUUACCUCAAUAGGUUUAUUCUUGACAAGGUACGGGAGGAUUUUGAUGUACAAGAGUUUAACAAGAUGUGCUGGACACUGUGUUGGAAGAAAAAUAUCUGCACUAAAAGUCUGCUCAUCACAGAGAAUGAUGCUUUCAAAGUCUGGUGCAUUUUCAACUUUCUGUCAGAAGACAAAUAUCCACUAAUCAUCGUCAUUGAAGAGAUUGAAUACUUUCUGCGAAAGCUGAUGGAAACCAUGGGGGGUGUUUGGAGUGAGGAGAAGUUUGCAGAUUACAAGUUUCACCUCAACACGAACUCCCUGACUGCCUGGGAGCUGAUUGAACUGGUGGGGAUGGGUUACUUCAGCAAGGGCAUGAACCACCAGACCCUGUCCCUGGGCAUCAGUGAAGUCUUCCAGGAACUCAUAUUGGAUGUGCUCAAGCAGGGAUACAUGAUGAAAAAGGGCCACAAAAGGAAGAACUGGACUGAACGCUGGUUUGUCCUUCAACCCAACUCGCUGUCGUACUAUGUCUGUGAAGAUCUCAUGGAGAAGAGAGGAAACAUCACUCUGGACCGAAACUGCUGUGUGGAGUCUCUGCCAGACAAAGAUGGGAAGAAAUGUCUGUUUAUCAUCAAGUGCACUGAUAAAAGCUUUGAGAUCAGUGCAUCAGAUAAAAAGAAGAAGCAGGAAUGGAUUCAAGCUAUCCAGACAUGCAUCCAGCUACUGAGGCUGGGGCUGCCCUCUCCUCACCGUGAGGCCCGGCAGAGGCGCAGGGAGCUGCGGCAGAGGCAGCACACCGAGGUGGAGGACCUGGUGGUGAAGAUGAUGAAACUCCAGGCAGCCAAUGAGAACAAACAGAGACAGCUAGAGGCCAUGAAAGAGAAAAUGGAAGAAGCUGCGGCUAAAGCAGCAUUAGAGGAGCAAAGGAGGAAGCAGACUCAGUUAGACCUACAUGAUCGCUACAGACUGGACCUGGAGAGAGAGAAAAUGGUGCGCCAGCAGAUGGAGGAGCAGGUGGCUCAGAAGUCUAGUGAAGUGGAGCUGUACCUGCAGCGUGUCCGGGAGCUGGAGGACAUGUACCACCGGCUGCAGGAAGCAUUAGAGGACGAGAGGCAGGCCAAGCAGGAUGAGGAGGCCAUGCGAAAACUGCAAGCCAGGUUGCUGGAGGAGGAGGCCACAAAGAGGGCAGAGCUGGAGCAGAUGCACCUGCAGCAGCAGAGAAUGCUGUCUCAGACCGAAGCUGAGAAGCAAGAGCUGGUAGCUGAACAGCUGGCCAAGGAGAGGGAGCUGGAGGCAGCCAUGCUGCACCUUGAGAGACUGGAGAAGGAGCGACAGGGAGCACUGGAACAGUAUGAGGAGGUGUCGAGGAAGCUUGAACGAGCAGCUAAUAAGACAAGGACUUGGAAAGACAAGGUGGCCAAACAUGAGGGGCUGGUGCGGCUCAUCCAGCCAGGUCAUAAAGAACCUCAGAGGAUCACUAACUGGGGUCCAGCAUCGGUCACUGACACUGAGCUGGAGAUGAGGAAGAAGUCAUGGCAGGAAAGUAAGAACCAAGGGGCUCAGCCUCAGUGAACACUCACUGUGAUCGAUGGAUCACACAUUGAUCUGGAAAACUCUGACUGCAAUCAACUGUGGAUGUUUCAGGUCUGAAGAAGUUUGAUAAUGUGAACAUACAGAGCCACAUGAUAGCUGAAAAAAAUGCUUUACUCAUUGGAUUUUGGGCUUCUUUUAAAUGUACAGCUUUGAUUAAACUGCAUUUCACCAGUUGGUUUUAUAACAAAAAAUAUCACAUUCAAGCAUCAAAGGUUUAUUCUUGUCCAUGGGAGUUGUAGUCUGACAAAAUAAAAUCAAAAUAAUCUUAACUCAUGGUCCACUUACUAGCUUUUCUCUGGUGAUGAUGGAUCACGUGAUGACAUUUGAACCAUUUCUAUGAUGAGAUGUGGGUGAAAGCCCCAGGAAAAAAAGCCACAAGUGGAACUUGAGUUAAAAUUAUUUUGUCAGAAAUUCAUCUUCUUCAACAGCUUUUAUUUUGCUCAUUUGAAUUUAUUUUGUAAUUUUAGUCCAUCAUUUCUCAUUUCAUGCGCAAUGUUUUAUUUAACUACCUUGCAGUUUUUUCACGUUUUGUGUUUGAGAACUGACUCACAGUGAGGUGCAGACCAGUGUCAGCUUCAAUGCAAGUCUGUUAAAAAAAAAACACAUCACGAGCUCUUCUCCAGUGCACCACGCUUUAUUCAUUGAACAUUUUCAGCUGUCUUGUCUUCACCAGGAUGGUGUCUGAGGCUGUUUCCUUAUUUACAAUACUUUGAU